Messenger RNA from Carya illinoinensis, 1385 nucleotides. Its product is annotated as MADS-box transcription factor 23-like. Gene Ontology annotation, biological process: positive regulation of transcription by RNA polymerase II. Lineage: Eukaryota; Viridiplantae; Streptophyta; Magnoliopsida; Fagales; Juglandaceae. Gene Ontology annotation, cellular component: nucleus. The record is from RefSeq and is a predicted model, not a curated record. The transcript is spliced from 8 exons. Gene Ontology annotation, molecular function: DNA-binding transcription factor activity, RNA polymerase II-specific; RNA polymerase II cis-regulatory region sequence-specific DNA binding; protein dimerization activity. Bases 431 to 1033 code for a protein of 200 amino acids.
UUAACCAUGGAGGAGUUGAGGUUUGAGAAUAUGCCGAAGAUGCAUGCAUUGUAACUAAUAAUCCUGUAGGGUCUUCCUGAUAAUAAUGAAGAUGUUCAUAUCAUAAAGUGAAUGGGUAGUGCUGUCGUGUCACUCCAGUGUCAUUUGCGCCUUGACUGUAAACCAAUCUCCUAAAUCUUCAUUCAUUUUGCAUCAUUUUGUGUUUUUUCUUUCCUGAGCAAUUUUGCGUCAUUCUUGAUAUAUAUUAAAGUAGAACAGUUUGCGCAUUUUUGUUUGCAUGGGCAUAUAUCAUGUAUUAGUUUUCUUCCGUAUAUACACUCUAAUUUCUCAGAAACUACCCAUUGUUUAGGUCGAUCAUUUAUUAGAUUAUUAUCAUAUAUAGUGUAUCAUAAGGUUUUGCAUGCUAUAUUUUGUAACGGCUGAUCAAUAAAUGGGGAGAGGAAAAGUCGAGCUGAAGAGAAUAGAGAACCCAACAAGCAGGCAGGUGACCUUCUCAAAGAGGAGAAAUGGGCUUUUGAAGAAGUCUCUUGAGUUGUCCAUCUUAUGCGAUGCUGAAGUUGCAAUCCUAAUCUUCUCUCCCUCUGGAAAGGCUUACCAGUUUGCUAGUCAUGACAUGAACAGGACCAUUGCGAGGUAUCGCAGAGAAGUUGGAUUUCCUCUAUCAAGUGACCAACGCUCUGUAUCAAUGGAGUUUUGGAAAACGGAAAUUGAAGAGCUAAAGAGAUCAGCAAACCUAUUGGAGACAAGACUCAAGCACUUAGCUGGAGAAGAUCUAUCAAUGUUGGGCAUGAAGGAGUUAAAACAGAUAGAGCGACAGAUAAAGACGGGGGUUGAACGUAUCCGUUCUAGAAAGAGGCGCAUCAUGUCAGAGAACAUCAAGUUGCUGAAAAUGAAGCAAAAAGCCCUGCAAGAAGAAAACUCUCGUCUGCAGAAAAGGGUUAAGUUGCAUGAGCUGCAUGAUGAUAACGUAAGCUCAAGAGCUUCGGGAAAGAAUGUGUAUAAUGCAUACCAUGCAAGGGUUCUUCAGAAGUGAGUUGGCCAUUAAAGUACUGGCUAGACCUCCGGCCCACCGGUUACGUGCAAUAUCAAAGGAUCUUCAAUUAAUAUUACACCUUUAGCUCCAUAAUUUGGUGUUGACGUGUGUGUACUAUAUAUGUUUUUUUUCCCCCCAUAAAACUAGCCAGCCGAGGUCUGAAAGAAUUCAGCAGUGCAUGUGUACUAUAUAUGUAAACUUAGUUUCUUGUUGUGGAGUGUUACAUGAAUUUCUGUACGAUCGACAAGCAAUUGAAAAUUGAAUUGAACCAGAUUGCUUGAUUUCUCCAAGAAAUAUUCCAUCUUAAAGUAGAAACGUCGUCCUUACGAUCGAUCGCGAGUAGUAAAUACCG